AUGGCGCCGGCUCCUCCCAUUGUGUACUCUGCACUGGUGAAAAACACCACACACAGGGCGGUGACGCUGACUGUUACGUGGGCGAUGCCAGACACAUCCGACGUGCAGGCGCAAGUGGGUGUGGCGUCCGGUGACACAGUGAAAUUAAAGCAGAAAUUUGUGCGCCGCGGAUAUACCGUUCUGACGGGCUACAUCCGCCGGAUUGCCAUCAAUGGCGAAAGACACCGUGAGGCAACGCUUGAGGCACCAUUCAGCGGUGUGACGUCGCCUGUUAAGGACUACAGGGUGGAGAUUCACGCGGAGGGUGGCGCACCGCAGCUGCGCGCAAUAGGAGUGAAUCGAAGUGUCAGCUCUUAG
Molecule: messenger RNA, 357 nt
Organism: Trypanosoma grayi
Lineage: Eukaryota; Euglenozoa; Kinetoplastea; Trypanosomatida; Trypanosomatidae
Exons: 1
Coding region: 1-357 (118 amino acids)
Source: RefSeq, a predicted model, not a curated record